AAGGGACCCACCAUGAGCUGGGACCUAAAAGGGACCCACCGUGAGCUGGGACCUAAAAGGGACCCACCGUGAGCUGGGACCUAAGAGGGACCUACCGCUCUACGUGCUAACGAGCCAUAAGUGCUAAAGUCCAACCUCAAAACAUAAAUGGAAAAAACAUAAUCUCGAGAGACUUAAUCAGUGUAUUCAACUUAGGUAGAUAAAUGACCCCAUAUCAUAGCCGUAGCACGUAUAAAGAACAAUCAUAUUUUCCAUUUUAUUGGUAUAAGUUGUUGCUCCCAUUUCUGUAAGGUCUGUUCCCAUUUCAGAUCAUUUGUCCAACAAACUUAAAGCAUGAUAUUUUUCUUUACUUCCUGCUGCUUUAGUUCAGGUAGCAGUUCGUCCUCUGAGUUCCUGUACAUCCAGAUGGAACUAUGUGACAAGAGGACUCUAAAAGUGUGGAUUGACGAGAGGAACGCUCAUCGGAAACCCAAACGCAGGGAGGAGAGUCUACACAUCACCCAGCAGAUAGUAGACGGAGUAGAAUACAUCCAUUGCAAGAAACGCAUACACAGAGACCUAAAGCCUGCUAACAUCAUGUUUGGUAUGAGUGACGGAGAGGGGAAUGGCGAAGUAAAGAUCGGGGACUUUGGUCUGGUGACGGCAGAAGAUAACGACAACGAUGAAAACCUGCUGGAGAGAACGAAAARGACAGGAACCAUGUCUUACAUGGCCCCUGAACAGAGGAACAAGACCUUCUACGACAAAAAGGUGGACAUCUUUGCUUUGGGUCUGAUCUACUUUGAACUGCUCUGGAACCUGUCUGGAAUGGAGAAAGCAAAGGUCUGGGAUGAUGUCAGAAGCCAGAAGUUUCCUCAACAGUUCAACRCGCAGUUCACCAUAGAGAACAAGGUGAUAGAGUGGAUACUGUGUGUGGUUGUGUUACAGAACAAG
Salvelinus sp. IW2-2015 is the source of this 933-nucleotide messenger RNA. RefSeq names its product eukaryotic translation initiation factor 2-alpha kinase 3-like. Gene Ontology annotation, biological process: protein phosphorylation. NCBI's taxonomy places the organism in Eukaryota, Metazoa, Chordata, Actinopteri, Salmoniformes, Salmonidae. The record is from RefSeq and is a predicted model, not a curated record. Gene Ontology annotation, molecular function: ATP binding; eukaryotic translation initiation factor 2alpha kinase activity. Gene Ontology annotation, cellular component: nucleus; cytoplasm.